Molecule: messenger RNA, 555 nt
Organism: Olea europaea var. sylvestris
Lineage: Eukaryota; Viridiplantae; Streptophyta; Magnoliopsida; Lamiales; Oleaceae
Product: organ-specific protein S2-like
Exons: 5
Coding region: 1-555 (184 amino acids)
Source: RefSeq, a predicted model, not a curated record
AUGCCCCAACAGGCCAAGAAACAAGAGCUCGAGAGAAAGAGAGGGAAAGACGAAAGGAAUCGUUGCUCCAGUGGGGGUUUUCUGUCUUCAAGUGUUGGAAAUGACUAUGGAUGCACGAAUAACUCCACGAGAAUACUGGCAAGGGAUUAUGAAAGAUCAGCACAUGCGGAGGCAAUUCAAGAUAACCAAGACAAGCCCUUUGUUCAAGAGUUUGAACCUAAACCUAGUGCCAAGGCCUAUCGUGAUGAUAAGCUAAAAAACGAGAGAGCAUUUGUGAAAGACUUUGAGCCAAGACCUAGUGCCACAUCCUAUCUCGAAGAUAAACUAAAAUAUGAGAGAACUUUUACCACAAAUUUUGAACCGAGACCUCGAGCUACAACCUAUCACCAUGACUUUGAACCAAGGCCUAAUGUAUCUUCUUACACCGAUGAUGGUGAACAGGGAAAAGGGAAAUCUUUUGUAACAGCGUUUGAGCCGAGGCCUAAUGUGUCAGCUUACAUCGAUGAUGUAGGAUUGAAUGAGAAAAAGACAUUUGAGAAAGAUUUUGAGCCCUGA